Aspergillus ochraceoroseus IBT 24754 is the source of this 1656-nucleotide messenger RNA. Its product is annotated as putative endosome-associated ubiquitin isopeptidase (AmsH). NCBI's taxonomy places the organism in Eukaryota, Fungi, Ascomycota, Eurotiomycetes, Eurotiales, Aspergillaceae. Gene Ontology annotation, molecular function: metal-dependent deubiquitinase activity; K63-linked deubiquitinase activity; protein binding. The record is from RefSeq and is a predicted model, not a curated record. The transcript is spliced from 2 exons. Bases 1 to 1656 code for a protein of 551 amino acids. Gene Ontology annotation, biological process: protein K63-linked deubiquitination. Gene Ontology annotation, cellular component: membrane; endosome.
AUGGCCUCGCAAUUGUCCUCCCCGGCCUCUGGGCCCUCUCCUCCGCAGAGCGUGGAGAAGAUCACCCGCCUUGCUCAAGACUACGAAUACAAUCCUUUGGUUCCUCUACGGUACUGGUUGAGAACGGCUGCAACUAUUGUUCGCGAGGCGCGUAUCUAUCUCCACGAAGGACACGAUGAACAAGCGUACCUCCUCCUAUUCCGACAUGCCCAGCUAGUGCUUGUAAACCUAGUUAAGCACCCCGAUGCGAAAGAUGAAAAAGAGCGGAAACUGCUCGUAGCAGCGGAGACGGAGGUGCGGCGGAACCUAGAGAUCCUGGAGAAGCUAAAACCACGGAUCAAUAAACGAUAUGAGCGAUAUACACAAUUCAUGCGCGAGCGUCAAUCCCGCAUGCCGCCCGCUCGGACUGCUAGUCCUGCCGCAUUGGGCCAACAACCGGCUGCUCACGACCCCGUAUUAUCGGGUGUUGCUGAGCCUUUAGAGGCUGGUGAGAAUAGUGAUCUGGCUGUCAAAAUCGCCCGAACUGAGAUCAGUCGGAGAGCGACGGCGAGAAAUGCGAUGCGCCAGGCUGAGCACGGUACUGGCGAUGAAUGGAGCAGACGCGCUGCAGGGGUCUGGGGAGACUGGGAAGAAGGCCUCCAUCGGAACGAAACUAAAGAUGCCGAUGAUCUGAGCCAUCGCAUUCAGCAAGUGAGGCUCAACUUGGAGAAUAGUGUGCAGGAUACUGGCUAUCGUGCUGCCAACCCCGCCGCAAGGUCGUCUGCUGAACUUGCUUCCACGUCCACCUACAAGUACCCCACGGUUCCCAGGCAAAAAAGGCCGUUGGAGUCUUCCCUUUCCUCGGUCACAAAAGCUGUCCCGGGGGACGUUCGCAUCCUCCUAAAGCCGCCUGUGGUCCCUCCAAAGGAUAAGGUCCAAAUCAUUCAACCAACGGGCCUCGAUGGGCUCGUGCUUCCACCCCGUCCUGAAAAGCUAUCACCAGAGCCCCCUGCGGGCGUAUCUGUGCCCACACCACCCGCGAAAGUAAAGCCAAUACCAGAAGACGGACGCCGGGAUCUAGACCCGGCCAGUUUUACCUUUAAACCCUCUGCCUACCUCGAGAAUGGAACUCCCCUACGUACCGUCUUCCUCCCCCCAGAUUUGCGGACCCAAUUUCUCUCGCUUGCUGCGUCCAAUACUCGGAAAAACCUCGAAACGUGUGGUAUCCUGUGCGGCACGUUGAUUUCCAACGCUCUCUUUAUCUCGAGGCUUCUCCUCCCCGAGCAAAUUUCCACAUCCGACACCUGUGAAACGGUGAACGAAUCCGCUAUCUUUGACUAUUGUGACUCGGAAGAUUUGAUGGUGCUCGGCUGGAUCCAUACGCACCCCACCCAGACAUGCUUUAUGAGCUCCCGAGAUUUGCACACCCAUUGCGGGUACCAGGUGAUGCUACCGGAGAGCAUUGCGAUUGUGUGCGCCCCGAGUCAGACCCCGGAAUGGGGGGUUUUCCGUCUAACAGAUCCGCCUGGGCUCAAAUCAAUCCUGGGCUGUAACCAGACGGGAUUGUUCCACCCACAUGCCGAGACCAACAUCUACACCGAUGCGUUACGACCGGGCCAUGUGUUUGAGGCCAAGGGACUAGAAUUUGAGAUAGCGGACCAACGGCCGAACAAGUAA